AUCUGACAUUUUUCUACUCACACGUCCAAGUAACCAUGGCAAUUUGGCAACAUAAGGUCUCAUGUUGUCUACUAAUACUUUGCUUUACAAAUGUGUUUUCUUCACGCAUUAGGCCUUACACACCUCCAAGUGUCACACGCUUGACCGAUUCUUUUCCUCAAGUCUCAAUUGAUCGUGCUUUUUCUAAGGGUUUUGGAGCCUCAAAUGUUCAAUUUCUCAGUAAUGGGUCCAUGGCUACUCUGGCUCUUGAUAAAAUCUCAGGCUCUGGCUUGGUCUCGCAAAGUAGAUACUCCUACGGAUUCUUCAGUGCUGCAAUCAAAUUACCAGCUGGUUUGUCAUCUGGAGUUGUAGUUGCCUUUUAUUUGUCAAAUGCAGAUAAAUUUCCUCACCACCAUGAUGAGAUAGAUAUUGAACUGCUUGGUCAUGACAAGAGAAAUGAUUGGGUUAUUCAAACAAACAUCUAUGCCAAUGGAAGUGUCGGCACAGGAAGAGAAGAGAAAUUUUAUCCCUGGUUCGACCCAACACAACAGCAUCAUUAUUAUAGCAUCUUAUGGAACAGCUAUCAUACAGUGUUCUUAGUGGAUAAUAUUCCAGUGAGGGAAUUCAUACACAGCAGCACUUACCCUUCUAUUUACCCAUCAAAGCCAAUGUCAGUUUAUGCCACAAUAUGGGAUGCUUCAGAAUGGGCUACUAAAGGUGGAAAGUACCCAGUGAAUUAUAAGAAUGCACCAUUUGUUGUUUCAUUUGCAGAAAUGGAACAAAGUGGUUGUAUAUCUGAUCCGGCGACAUCAGUUUCUUUAUGUUCUAAGGCCAAUCCUUCUGGCCUAGACCCAAAUGGAGCAGAGUUUACUAAGCUAUCACAACAGCAGAUAGCAGCCAUGGACUGGGCAAGAAGGAAACUCAUGUUUUACUCCUACUGCAAUGACAAGCCUAGAUUCAAAGUCUUACCACCAGAAUGUCACUAAACAAAUUGAGAAAAAUUACGAAAAGAAAAAUUCCUGAAAUUAUUUACAAAUUAUCAAUGACAUAUAUAGUAAAUACAUUUUAUAAAUUUCAUCACAUUUUAUCCCUUGAUGAUAAAUAAUUUCCAGGAAUUCUUUUCCCCUAAUUUUUCCAAUAAAAUUAUAAUUUUUUUAACCUGCUUCAGGAGUAAUGAUAUUGCUGUAAGUUCUUUGGCUUAAAAGUUGCAUGAGAGAGUUAGAAAUUAUUUGAACAGAAAAAUGACAGUGAAAAUAUACUAUAGUUUCAUUGUGCUUCUGUAUAAAUUUUAAUAAUAAUAAUGAGCAAUAAUAAUGAGUAAUAUUCAGCUCAGUUUCCUUCU
This is a messenger RNA of Lotus japonicus, 1321 nucleotides long. Its product is annotated as probable xyloglucan endotransglucosylase/hydrolase protein 33. Bases 36 to 965 code for a protein of 309 amino acids. Gene Ontology annotation, molecular function: xyloglucan:xyloglucosyl transferase activity; hydrolase activity, hydrolyzing O-glycosyl compounds. Gene Ontology annotation, biological process: xyloglucan metabolic process; cell wall biogenesis. NCBI's taxonomy places the organism in Eukaryota, Viridiplantae, Streptophyta, Magnoliopsida, Fabales, Fabaceae. Gene Ontology annotation, cellular component: apoplast; cell wall. The record is from RefSeq and is a predicted model, not a curated record. The transcript is spliced from 4 exons.